This is a messenger RNA of Paramecium tetraurelia, 1073 nucleotides long. RefSeq lists its product as uncharacterized. The transcript has 5 exons. Gene Ontology annotation, molecular function: isocitrate dehydrogenase (NAD+) activity; magnesium ion binding; NAD binding. NCBI's taxonomy places the organism in Eukaryota, Ciliophora, Oligohymenophorea, Peniculida, Parameciidae. Gene Ontology annotation, cellular component: mitochondrion. The record is from RefSeq and is a predicted model, not a curated record. Gene Ontology annotation, biological process: tricarboxylic acid cycle; isocitrate metabolic process.
AUGAAUAUUAUAAGAAAAGCAUAAACUACAAUAUUGAGACCUUAAUUCAACUAUUAAAAAGUAAUUCUCUUUCCGGGAGAUGGAAUAGGCCCUGAAAUAUCUAAGGCUGUUAUCGAUAUAUUUGAUGCUGCAAAAGUUCCAAUUGAAUGGGAAUUUCAUGAGAUUCAUAAAAAGAGAGUAACUGAAUCAGGCGAUUUAAUCACAGAGGAAACCCUUAAAUAAGUAAAAGCCUUGAAAUACGCUUUGAAAGGACCAUUCGAAACUCCAAUAGGAAAGGGAUAUAGAUCAAUAAAUGUGACAUUAAGAAAGAGAUUAUAAUUAUUUGCUAAUGUUAGGCCUUGUAAAUCCAUCAAAGGAGUUAAAACUCCCUAUCCAGGGGUUGAUGUCGUAACUAUAAGAGAAAAUACAGAAGGGAAUAUAGUGGUUCCUGGAGUAGUUGAGAAUCUCAAAAUUGUCUCCUAUAAUGCUUGUUAGAAUAUUGCCUAAUACGCAUUCGAAUAUGCAAGAGCAAAUAAUAGAAAAUAAGUAGUGGCUUGUCAUAAAGCAGGUGUUAUGAAAUAAGGGGAUGGAGUAUUCUUGAAAGUUUGUGAUGAUGUUGCAAAAAAUUAUCCAGAAAUUUAAUUUAAUGAAGAAUAAAUUGAUACAAUGGCUUUUAAACUAGCAAAUGAUCCAACUAGGAUUGAUGUUAUGGUUAUGCCCAAUCUUUAUGGCGAUAUUGUUUCUGAUCUUUGUGCAGGCUUAAUUGGAGGAUUGGGAUUGACUGCAUCAGGAAAUAUUGGAAAAGAUUGUGAAGUGUAUGAAGCUGUUCAUGGAACUGCACCUGACAUUGCAGGAAAAAAUCUUGCAAAUCCGACGGCAUUACUAUUAUCAGGAAUUAUGAUGUUAAAAGCAACGAAGUUAAAUGAUUAUGCUCAAAGAAUCGAAAAUGCAACAUACUCAGUUUUAGAAGAAGCCAAAUAUUUGACUGGUGAUCUUGGUGGUAAAAGUACAACUACUGAUUAUACCAAAGCUAUAAUUGAUAAAUUGUGAUCAAUUUAUAUCUAAAAACAUAUUUUAUUAUUCAAUUUAAUAAA